AAACUCUACUUCUCUCUUGGGUUUGCUGUUUUUUGUGCACAUCACAUAAUAAAACAGACUGUGACUUACUUAUCAAAGCAGAAUCCAACAAACAAAUUUGAUUUCAUUCAUGUUCUAAGUUUUCUUUAACUUUAGACCCCCCACACUUCUAGCUCACCAUCUCACUUCUCUCUGACAUUUUUCUGAACUUAUACUAGCUGCCAUUUGACCCCCUUUAUUUCUUUUUUUUUUCUUUUUUAUUCUCCCUUUUGUUUCUUCCCUCUGAGCUUUUGAAUCCAUUAAUACAACCUUCAACUCUAUUCUUGUUACAAUGGCAACAUCAGUGCAAUGUAGGCUACAAGAAAGGACUUUAGGAAUGGUGAUGAGGGAAGUAGAUGAAGACCUUGCAAUGUUUCUUGAGAUGCGCCGUAGCGAAAAGGAGAUGAAUGAUCAAAUUCCUACACACAACUCUGAGGAAUUGGAUCAGCAAUUAGGCUCAGAGGUUGACUUCUCUUUGUUAUCAAAUGGGGCAUCAACAGAGCCUGCUAAUCAAGAUUAUCUUCUAAACUCUGAGAAUGACAAGAAUGACUAUGACUGGCUCCUUUCACUGCCUCAUACCCCUUCAAAUCUAUCGCUAGAGGUGGAAGAACAGAAUAUUGCAGUACUCCAGAAUGCGAUAGAUUCUAAUUCAACUGCUCAAGACUGUAAAAUUGAGACAGAUUCAAGUACAACUGCUCCAGAAUCUAAAAUAAGAUUCGAGCAGGAUUUAGCUCAGCCUGAGAAUUCCCUCGAAGGACCCUCUUCGCAGAGUAAUUCAACUGGAUUGCCGGCCGUGUCCAGAAGCAAAAACUCUUGUCCUGGAAAUGGAAGGCCUUCAUCAUCAGGGGGUAAAAAGGCAACGUCCACAAGGUCAGCUACGCCUACUGGACGUCCUCGUAUUUCUGCAUCCAAGCCCUCAAGAGCUUCCACUCCUACUUCAAGAGCAACAUUGCCUUCUGUUAAGCCUGUUGCUUCCACAGCAAGAUCCUCGACUCCAACAAGAGCUGCUCCACGCUCUUCUACCCCAACCAGUAGACCCUCCAAACCAGCUGCCUCCAAGUCAGCAUCAAGGUCAGCAACGCCAACUCGUCGACCAUCAACUCCAUCAUCCAUUCCUAUUGUAUCGGUUUCUGGGGCUCGAUCUUCUUUGCUGACAAAAGCGGGAACCACAAUCUCCAAAAAAACUGCACCAUUACGAGGUACCUCUCCAACUGUGAAGUCUAGGCCAUUGAAACCCUUGGAGACGCCAAGUCUGUCGCGUGAUUCUUCUAUCAAUUCUAAGACAUUGGUGCCUAAAAGGCCUGCAUCUGCAUCUAGGGGAAGACCGACUGCACCUGCUGCUCGACCCUCUACCACUAAUUCAAGUUCUGAUGGAAAACCCAGGCGGAAAUCAUGUUCUCCUUCUAGAGGACGAGCAACAAAUGCUACUAUUUUGAGCAAUGCAACCACUCUACUGUCCAAGAGUAGGGGACAUGGUUAUGAGAAAGAUGAUGUGAACCCUGUGUUGAUCGGCACACAGAUGGUUGAAAGGGUAGUAAACAUGAGGAAGUUAGCUCCCCCCAAGCAAGAUGAUAAUCCAUAUCAGGAAAACCCCUCCAAGAAAUCUUUGUCCCGGGAAAAUUCAGGCUUCGGAAGAUCAUUUUCCAAAAAAUCUUUGGAUAUGGCUCUACGGCACAUGGAUAUAAGACGAAGUGUUAAUGGAACCUUACGCCCAGUUCUGACAAGGGUCUCAUCUUCUUCAGCAAAUGGUAUCCGGUCUAGCUCCACAAAGAACAAGACAGGUAGCGUUUCUGACUCGCCACUUGCCACGAGCAGCACUACUAGUUCCGAGCCUAGUAUCAACAAUAGCUCUAAUAAUGUAAAUUGGAGUGAACCGGAGGAUGAUAACUUUGGUUGUGAGAGGGAACUAUCCUCCCCUACGAGCCAGCAGCAUCUGGAGCAGUAACGUGUAGGACUCCAUCUGAUAUUUAUAUAUUGUUGUGUGCUUGAAUUAUUUCAUCAUGUUGUCUUUGAAACUCCUACCUUGAAAUAUUGCAUCUGGAUUUAUUUUUCAGGGAUCCUUUGCAAUAGUACGUAGUAGCAUUUCUUGUGCUAUGUACUUGUUCUUUUCUUGACUAGCAAAGAAGAAACUUUUCUUGUAAUUAUCAUGGAAAAACUGAAGUUAGAUUGGUUAUGUUACUCUUCAAUUGUAUGAA
Molecule: messenger RNA, 2213 nt
Organism: Nicotiana tabacum (common tobacco)
Lineage: Eukaryota; Viridiplantae; Streptophyta; Magnoliopsida; Solanales; Solanaceae
Biological process (GO): cortical microtubule organization
Cellular component (GO): cortical microtubule
Source: RefSeq, a predicted model, not a curated record